Molecule: messenger RNA, 1130 nt
Organism: Corylus avellana
Lineage: Eukaryota; Viridiplantae; Streptophyta; Magnoliopsida; Fagales; Betulaceae
Product: Oxoglutarate/iron-dependent oxygenase
Biological process (GO): peptidyl-proline hydroxylation to 4-hydroxy-L-proline
Cellular component (GO): endoplasmic reticulum
Molecular function (GO): L-ascorbic acid binding; iron ion binding; procollagen-proline 4-dioxygenase activity
Source: RefSeq, a predicted model, not a curated record
UACCUCACUACCUCUGAUGCAGGGCUACCACUCAGUGCAGCAUCCAGGGGAAGAAAGGAAAAACCUUCAAAAUCAUCAGGUUUUCUUGAAAUUCUCUUGGCCCUGAUCUCAGCUCUUUUGUUGGGUUUUUAUUAUCAUCUUCUCACUCGUCAAUGGCGUCCGUUCUUUCAAUUCUCCUUCUUUUGGCGUUUACUUCUUUUCUGAGUUGUUUCGCAGAAAGUGGCAGGAAGGAAUUUAGGGAUAAGGGGGCCAACAAGGAAACUGUAAUACAAUUGGGGCACUUUGUUGAUUCAUAUAGAAUUGACCCAUCACGGGUUGUCCAACUCUCUUGGCAACCAAGGGUUUUCUUAUACAAGGGUUUUCUCUCGGAAGAGGAGUGUGACCACUUUACUUCUUUGGCACAUGGAGUGAAGAAAACAAUUUUGGGCAAUGACUACAGUUCAGGGCAUGUUGUCACGAACUGGAAGCUUACAAGUUCAGAAAUUCCCUUAAACAUAAAAGAUGAUGUAGUUUCAAGGAUUGAGGAACGAAUAUCAGCUUGGACUUUCCUUCCCAAAGAGAACAGCAGGCCCUUACAGGUUAUGCAUUUUGGGAUCGAAGAGGUUAAUCAGAACUACGAUUAUUUUGGUAACAAAUCCACAUUAGAAUUAACCAAGCCUUUGAUGGCAAUAGUUGUUUUGUACCUCUCAAAUGUUACACAGGGUGGUGAGAUUCUCUUUCCUGAGUCAGAGCUGGGUAAGAUUUGGUCCAGUUGUACAAAGAGUAGUAGCAUCCUGAGACCUAUUAAAGGGAAUGCUAUUCUGUUUUUCACUCUUCAUCCUAAUGCAUCUCUUGACAAGAGUAGCUCCCAUGCUAGAUGCCCUGUCCUUGAGGGGGAAAUGUGGUAUGCCACCAAAUUGUUCCACAUAAGAUCUAUUAGUGGGGAAAAAGUCUCACCUGAAGCAGAUGGCACUGAAUGCACGGAUGAAGAUGAAAAUUGUCCCAGGUGGGCUACCAUUGGGGAAUGUCAAAGAAAUCAUGUAUUCAUGAUUGGUUCUCCUGAUUACUAUGGGACAUGUAGGAAGAGUUGUAAUGCGUGCUGAUGAGCAACCUCUACUCCCCGCCUCUCCAACCCCCACCCCCACACCUCC